UUAUUGUGACAACUCCGCAUCAACUACCGUGGCUAAGAGUUCAAAUAUUGAUCACAGUAAAGAGGUUGUCGCUGGACUGGACAAAAAUAGCCGGGUGACUGUACGAAUAAUCGCUUUGGACAGAACGUCUAUCUGUACUUUUCAGGAAAUCGAAAAAACUAUUUGCACACAACAUUCUAGGAAUGUUUAUGAUGCAGAUGAAAUCCACUUCGAUCAAGGAUAUUAGACUACUGGCACUUUGCACUAUUUCAAUACUGUAUCACGUUCCUUGAUGGAGAUAUCAGACUGAACUCUCUUCACGAUUGUGACAUACGGAGACAAUUCAACUUAACCCUUUUUACAUGUUCAGAAAUUAGAGGCAAGUCAUUGGAAAAUGGCAAAAAGGGUUUAGUCGACUUAAAUCUUUAUUCAAGAGAUGCAAAAGGAGGCAAAAUGAGCCAAAAUGAGAUAAAUCCUUCUUUUGAGAAAAAAACCGUUAACAAUUCAUGUUUAAUUUGGUAACCUUUGGGGUGGGUCUAACUGACUGCACCGAUAAAAAGUUAUCCUGUCCAGAAAAGCGACAAAUGAGAGGAAUCACAAAAAAAUAGUUAUGGCGGAAAUGGGGGUUAAUUUAUCACAAAUCCAGACUUCACAGGUGUGUCAGCAUUUCGUGGGCUAACUAUAUAGUGGCCAUACUUAAACUGUAAGGGAGGUGGGGCAGUGUGUAACAGAUUUUGGAAUUUGGCUAUGAAAGUCAAACUAUGUAAAAAUUGUGGAUAAAGCGGACGGAAAAGGAUAGAUUGGACCUUCACCAAGCCUAAAAUGUGCUCGGAUGUAUUACUAGGCGCAUUCAUGGAUGAUCAAGACAAACACGACGCGUCCGUGCAACAAUAGCCUGUUUCGCUGCCCCGAAAGACUAGCCUAUCUAGCUUCAAGCGCGUUACGAUAAAACAUGUAUUAGAGAUUUGAACAGUUAAGACAAUUCAUAGCCGGUAGUUGUAAAGAAAAACGUCGUCGCAUCGCAGUCAGCACACAUUCCUGUACGUUUCUGUGCAAGUUGCAGACGAAAUGGAUGGCCCGUUCUCCAGUUAUGUGCCUCCGGCCACUUUCUUUGAGCUAACGAAGCGCGCUAGCUAUUGCCCCCAAGGAUUUUUGCUGAUCUCGAACGUGACGUGACAUCUUGUCACGUAUUUUAAAGAGCCACAACAUCACACCACAACAACACAGACCUUCGGCUUCUACUUCUACGGCAACACCAAGUCUCCAACUCGUUCUUCUGCGCAGGCGCGGGGGAAGCCAAAAUCAAACCGGCGAGAGAGGCGGGCCUAGGUUGGCCUGGGUGGGCGAGCAGUAGGACCCGGACCCGCAGGUACUACCCGGGGAACCCGAUAACCCGAGUACCCGGGGUUACCCGUUGUGGGUCUACCUACAGGUGGGUAAACUCGGGUUACACCGGUACGCGGGUACAAGUGAGAGCCCCAGGAGCAGAUAGGAUAGUAGCGAUAGUCGCGCCUGGGCGAGCCUACACGGAAAAAAAGGGUUGGUCGUGGUGACCAGAUGAUCCUGGUUGAGAGUGAAUUGGUUGUAAGCAUCGAACCGCUUGGUUGUGGCAGCCGGCUGGGUUCCCUGUCGUGUUACAACUCGCUUCGUAAGGUCUGUUCGAUCGCUACCAUAGAAUAGCGUGUUUAACUCAAUACAACCCAAAAAGUCAGUUAGGCUAGUCUUUCGGGGCAGCGAAACAGAUAGGCUAUUGUUGUACGGACGCGUCGAACAAUUGUCCUUCAGUGACACUGUUUUAUCGUUUCGAGAUUGCAGGGUGGACUUCCUGGGACUGGAGCAGGCACGUGCACUCGCUCGGACAGCCUGACCCUAUGGUGUCCGGGAUCGACCUCAGUCCGCUGGCUGGCAUCAGGGUCAUCAGCACCAUGAUCAUCGUGUGCCUGCACAGAGGGUUUCGCACGAUGCGCGUGGCCACCUCCAACGCUGAGUACUUAACGUCCUGGGCACGCUCCCACUCCAGGUUUGCUUGGGUGUACAGAGGCACCCUGUGUGUGGACACCUUCUUCUUGCUGGCGGGGCUGCUCCUCGCCGCCGUCACGCGGGCCGACAGGAAGUCCUCCUUCCCAAACAUCAUGUUCAACAGAGCCCUGAGGCUGCUACCCGUGUACGCCAUCGUGGUGCUGUUCUGCUGCACCGCUCUCCCCGACAUGGGGGAAGGCCCACUGUGGGUCGAGGUGGCUCAGCCAGUGGCCGACUCUUGCAGGAAGUGGUGGUGGUCCAACCUCCUGUUCAUCCAGAACUACGUCAACGGGGGGACGGACGAACCGAUGUGCAUGGAACACUCCUGGUCGCUGGCGGUGGACAUGCACUUGUUCAUCGCGGGCACGCUGCUGCUGCGCUGGCUGCCGGUCGGGAUGCGCGGACUGGCAGCGCUGCUUGGGCUGGCUGUGCUCGCCACCGUGCCACUGACCGUUGGCACCCUGCUGGGCGGGUGGCCCGCGACGCCACCGUGGACGCUGCGCAACAUCCAGCGCGUAUGGGCGAUGCCCUUCUUGUAUCAGGCCUACGUACCAACGCACAUGCGCGCUCCGCCCUACCUGCUCGGGCUCGCCGCUGGAAAGGCUCUGCACAUGCUCAAGAACGCAGGCUUCAGGCCCGGACGAGCGGUGACGCUUCUCGCGACAGUGGCGAGCCUGGCCAGUAUGGUGGCGGUCGUGUGCUUCGGCGCGUCCCUCAACGACCUCCGGGUGCCCUACUCAGCCCUUGCCAGCGGACUUUAUGCCGGACUCGCCCCCUUUGCCUGGUCCGCCGCCAUCGCCGUCCUAAUCAUCGUCACCGUGCUGGGGGAGCCGAGCGUGGUGCGCUCCCUGCUCUCCUGGCAGCCGCUCGUGACGCUGAGCCGCCUUACCUUCCCCGUCUACCUCGUUUCCUACCCGCUGCAGACUCUGCUCACCGCGGCGCAUAGAGACGCCGUGCGCUUCACCCCGCUCGCCAUGGUACCCGAUGCGAUGAGUGAUUGCGUCAUUUCAUUUGCCGUAAGUUUCUGGCUGUUCGUCGUCGUGGAAGCUCCUAUCCGUUCUGUGGCAAAGAAGGCUCUAUCCAGAUUGGGCGAUUCAUCUAAACCGCAAAGCAAAACAGCAUUGAUUAGGAAGUCAGACUAAAGCCUAGAAUGAAUAGCCGUUACUUGGGGUGCUAAUCGUGGACUUGUAGGCCUAUCGCGGUGAGGUUGUUGGUGCCCCAUGAAACCAGUCCGAACCCACCACGGUGGAGGGAGAAAAGGUGGUGGCACUUGGGUCUCCUAGCAGAGGGACCCGUGGUUCCAAAAUCUCGACAGGUUGGGGGAUUAACUUCCAAGUCUAGCCACAAAACCUGGCCACCUGGACUGCAGCUACUCCGCACCCGCCUGUAAGAUAGCCACGACUUGGCCGUAAAUCCCCCAAUUUUUCGAGAUUUUGGAACCACGAGCAGACCCUAAGUGCCGCUACGUCCUCUCCCUCCAGUGUUGAGCCCACAAAGUCGUUUUAUUUUCUGUACAACAAUGUGUAAUUAUGUAUAUUUAUGUACAUUUAUGUUUCGAGAGUACCAACUCGAUCUAUCUAACGGCGUUAUCAGACAAAAUCGAAGACCACGGCUGUUAAAUACACAGUCCCCUCGACCAGGCCACGAAGCUAAUCCCUCAGUUUCUCGUACACCUGAAAGUUUAUGUUGAAGUACAACAGUCCAUUCCGACCUAUCCGGCAGUUUGGGGGACUGUCUAAGAAUGGGUAUAAAGACUGUUUGGACUCUCUAAGGAAACUGCUUAAUUCUGCAGACAAAUUUUGUCAAAGGUUGUUGGUCUCCAGGGUCUUGUGGGAUUCUGAUGCAAAGUCUUCUGCAAGUGAAAAAUAAAUAUUAGAGUGCAUAUCAAGCAGUUGUUGCCUAAUAUAUUGAAACAUUAA
This is a messenger RNA of Frankliniella occidentalis (western flower thrips), 3917 nucleotides long. Its product is annotated as nose resistant to fluoxetine protein 6-like. The record is from RefSeq and is a predicted model, not a curated record. Gene Ontology annotation, molecular function: acyltransferase activity, transferring groups other than amino-acyl groups. Lineage: Eukaryota; Metazoa; Arthropoda; Insecta; Thysanoptera; Thripidae. The transcript is spliced from 8 exons. Bases 1851 to 3140 code for a protein of 429 amino acids.